CCUAAUCUCGAUAAAAGUAAAAUGGUUAUCAUUUGGUUCUCAGUGGUAAUUUUAUUUUCUGCCUCAGCUGUAGCACAGCCUGCACCUCCAGAUGUUAGAGUUGACGGUCAGAGUUUGACUGACGGAGAUGAGUUUACACUUCCCUACACCAGCUCAACCAACGAGACAGUGGCCCGUGUUGAGUGUAGGGAACCACGUGACACAGAUCUGGCUACAGGCGUGGAACUUGUGUGCCGAGGUCUGAAAGUUCCAGGAGAUGAACAACGCGUGUUUUUGGUGCCGUACAACAAAUAUUCGGAUAAAAUUCUAUGCACCUGCUAUCUACGGUUCGCUUCAGUAGAAAACUAUACAGACUUCACAUUUAUAUUGAAUAUUCAAUAUGUUCCUGAACAAGUUCCUGUGGCCACUAUUGAAGGACAGCCCAUAAAGCCUGGCAUCACAUACAGCCACCAGGCCAACAAGUACAUAACCAACAUACGAUGUAAUGUGCCUGAUGGGAACCCACCAAUCAGCAACUACACAAUCACGUGUUCUACAUCUAACGGCUACAAAAGUUCUACAUUGGAGCCUGACGAUGACCUCAUGCUGGAUGUCCAAGGUCAGGGACACGGCAACUGUACCUGUAGACCUAAUCACGUGACAGGGUUGUAUAACAGGACCACAAGCUUCUACAUUGAAUAUAAUGUCCAGCCAUACGUUCCACAAACUCCUCCCACAAUUUCUAUUGGGAAACAAAAAUUGUCUGAUGGCGAGGUUCUAAUAAUGGAAUCUAACAGGACGGUCAGUUGUGCAGUGAUGGAUGGAUAUCCCCGUGUGCAACAAAUCACAUUCCAGUGCGGCCCCUACACUAGAACAGUACUCAACUACACCGGAGAUUUCACCAUCCCUUACAACAAAGUCUACAACCAGCAAACCUGUGUUUGUACCGCCAGUCAUGUGACUGGACUCUAUCAUCUGAACUCAACCAUCCUACUGGACGUUAGGUACGAGGGGGUCAUCACAAGUCUCCGCGCCAACGGUGUCCAGGGUUUUUACAACGUGACCAACUCCAGGCGCGUCGAUUUGGUGUGUGAGGCUGAUGGGAACCCCGCCCCACAGGUCUCGAUAGUAGGCAUGCACAGAAUUGAUCUGGCAGAAGGCUACGACUUACAGGUUGAUGUUAAAUAUUCAAAAAGAAGUUUUAUAGCAACGUCAGCAUUCUACAACAUCUACACGUGCGUACCUUUCAACUACCUCAACAUCGGCCCUAUUCCUGUUGGACAAUUUGUAGAGGUUGGGGUGGUGAAGAAAUCAAUGCCACUCAUCGCCAACUUCACCGUCAACGGGCAAAAGGGUUCGUUGAACGUCGAACAAAGCGCUAAUGUGACGCUAAGAUGUGAGCUGUUGAGUAAUGUUAGCAACUUCAUGCUCUUGAUAACACCGCGAAAAGCACACUGUUCACAAUACUUGCAUGCUGUUAGGAGUGACCCCGAUUCCUCGAGGGUGCAAACGUUGACACUGACAGCCUCCUGUGAGUGCAGCGACACCUACGAGUGUGUGGCGCAGACGCCUGGACCAACGUCUGAUGCGAUGCAGCAGGGAAAAUACUCCGUCGAUGCAAUGGCGAUAGAUAUCAGGGUCAAUUGCUCAUCUCGACCUGCCGAACAAGCACCCACCGUUUCUGUUUACGACAUCCAUGUAUCUGCUGGACAAAUAGUCCGGCUUCAAGCACAUCUGCCAACAGUGUUGAUAAAAUGGCAGGUAGAUGGUGGAGUGGUUAGCGUGACGAACGUCACGUUACAGUGUGGCAGUUUGAUCCAGACAACGAACGGAUCACGUGGGGCCUUUAAUGAUUCAUACACGUCAUUCAUGAGCAGACGUACCUGCGUGGUUACAGCCAACCACGUGACUGGUGUAUCCAAGUCCACGACGUUUUACCUUACCCCAGACCUUUCCCCGCUGAUCACAAGCUUCACAGCUGACAACGUAAACACGACGUUGACAGUCAGACGAGGGGUCACGGUGACAUUUCAAUGUCUACCUGUUACAGGUGUAGGCAACGUGACCUGGUUUAUCCGGGCAAAACAAGGCCACUGUACACCUUUCCUGUACCCGACCUGUAGCGAGCUCAACACUACCGUACAAACCUACCAACUGACAGCCACAUGUGACUGUAGCGACAUCUAUCAGUGUGUGGCUCAGGCACCCAACCAGGUCGAUGACGUCAGGUCUGUUGACCUUCUGGUUAACUGUACCCAGUACCUUCCCUAUCACCCCCCGGCUAUAGUUGUAUACAACAAAACUGUGACAGAUGGACAGACGGUACAGCUUGACCCAUCCAACAAAGUGGUGGACAUUAGAUGUACUGUUGAAGAUGGUGAGCCAAAGGUGUCCAACAUCACCUUGAAAUGUGGUGACACAACCCAGCAGAAGAACGGAUACAGUGGAUUAUUUCAACUCGCGUACAACACAUCCAUGGAUGGCCAGUUGUGUAGGUGCUGGGCUAGUCACGUGACUGGAUCAUACAACAUGAGUACCUCACUGACCCUCAGGAUAGGAGGUAACCAGGAAACUAAAACCAAGAAAAACGGUGCCGAGAAUGUUGGAGCAGGGAGCACUUUAAUUAUGGCGUGUCUGGCACUGGUGGGGACUGUCCAGAUUUGGACUACUGCCUAAGGGUCAGAGUUCGAGACCUCCAUCAGAUUUGAUAAUUACAGAUAUAUGCAGUAUAUAUAUAUACAGAUAUAUGCAGUAUUUUGUUUUAAU
Messenger RNA from Physella acuta, 2745 nucleotides. RefSeq lists its product as uncharacterized. Gene Ontology annotation, biological process: cell-cell adhesion. Gene Ontology annotation, molecular function: cell adhesion molecule binding. The record is from RefSeq and is a predicted model, not a curated record. Gene Ontology annotation, cellular component: cell-cell junction; plasma membrane. Lineage: Eukaryota; Metazoa; Mollusca; Gastropoda; Physidae.